AAUUUGUCUUCGCAGUGCCGAAAAUUGGGUUGAAUUAUUAAAUCAUAAAUGGAGAAACACGUCCACCUGAUUUUAGAUGACGGUGGAGAAGGGUGACCCAGAAGUCGACGUCAAGCCGAAACCAGGUGAUAGGCAAAGUCAUAACAGCUAUCAGAAAAAUAUUUAAAAAAAUUUUAUGUAUGUGUUUUGAAAAUUAUAGGUC
This is a messenger RNA of Acanthoscelides obtectus, 202 nucleotides long. NCBI's taxonomy places the organism in Eukaryota, Metazoa, Arthropoda, Insecta, Coleoptera, Chrysomelidae. The record is from the annotation of a GenBank genome assembly.